AUAGAUAUUAUAGGAUAGCGGAACAGAAAGCCAAAAAUCAUUUCAUAUUUUCAUUGCUAACUGUUGGAAGUGUGUGAAUAUAUCAUGGCAUUUCCAAGUUCACUCGAGAAUUUAGAACUUCAGCUCUCAGAAAUUGAACUCCUUGAUAGCAUGUUUCCUGGAGAUGGAGAGUUUUGUCUCGAUGACCCGAGCGUUCUUUCGGACUUGCGGACAGUCGUCGAUGAAGCCGCCGAGUGUAGCGGCAUAGCUGAUCAAAGAAUUUCUGGAACUUGCUCAGAGAAAGGGACCGGCAGCACAGCCCCGAGUUCAACAAGCCAAUUGAAGGGAAUUAAGCAGUUGUCAUUUUCUAUAAAGAUAUGUAUCAGUGACCAUCAAAACGUUAUUCCAAAUGUUGAUCUGGAUCUUCAGUGCUCUCUUCCAUUAGACUAUCCCAAUGCUCUACCAGAACUCAACGUCCAAUCAAAUAUCCUGUCAAGACAACAAUACAGGAUGCUCAAUGAUGAUCUAUUGGAGCAUAUAGAGAGUUUAGAUAGAGGAGAACUGUGCAUCACAGAAGCUGUUCAGUGGCUCAAGGAGAACGCUUCUAGUUUCCUGGAUACCUCAGAGGUUUCUAGCCAAGGGAAUCCAAAAGAACAAAGCAAGAAGAAACAGCAGCCUCAGUCCUUUACUCGCCUUUGGAUACAUAGCCAUCAUAUAUACAGCCGAUCAAAACGGGAGGAUAUCUUUGCUUGGUCCAAAGAGAGAGGUCUCACAGGGUUUAGUCUUCCUGGAAAACCAGGCAUCAUUUGUGUCGAAGGACCACAAGGGGAAGUGGAUGAAUUCUGGCACAAGCUCAGGAGAUUAAACUGGAAAAAGCUGACCAGCAAACAUAGAGAAGAUUUUGCCCUUGAUGCCAAUGACAAAGAACUCUUCAGCACAAAUUUCAGUUGUUUGAGGCAUUUUUCAGAUUUUCAGGAGAUUAAUUUUGAUGUUAGGGGCUCACGAGAUUACCAUAUGGACUUAGGUCAGUUUUACCAAUAUCUCGAAAAACAUGACUGUGCUAAUGUAUUCAAGAUUUUAUUAGGAGUGGAUGGAAGAGUUUCUCAAAAGGAUACAGUUUGAAACAUUUCUGGACUUUUAGUUUUUAUUUACUCUUAAUGAUGCAAUAUGAUGAUUGGUAAGUUUCUAUACAAUAGUUGCAAUUUUUGAAUUUUGGAAAUUGUCCAUAUACUCAUUCUGAAUACAUUUCUAACAUCAUUAUUGCAUUACAUGUACUUGUAAUGUUAUUCCUGAAACACAGGAGUAUUUCCUAUUUGUCAGAAUGAGUCACUUUCUUACUCCAGAGUCAUUGCUUUGAUAUUGCAAAUUUAAUUUGCAAGAAUUAUUUUGUGUAAUUAUCAAGUUUAAAGGUUCUAUAACAUUACAAUUCUACCUUUAAUAGCUUUUGUUUUUGAUAUCCAUCUUCAACUCAAAAGGUAUAUAAAGGGAUUGACACUGGAAAAUAUCUAUUUUUACUAUAUAUUGCUGAAAAGGAUAUAGUGAAAAGGAUCUUAAAACUUCCCUCCAACUCAGUGGCAAAAUUAGAGUGACGUUAAUAAAUUUCGAGGUCUCAAUUUACAUUCUAAUUUCUAUUUCUUUCCUCAAAUUAGCAUGGGGGAGGGGCACUGCAUUGUUAGUGAACAAUGCUGGGCCCCCCAAAGCUUUGUCUCCUCCGGGUGACGGUCUGCUACUGGUUGCUGCAAAGUGACAGAUUUAGUAGUAAAACUCCCAAUAUGUACACAAUGUUUCAUGCACUGUUUUAUUUAUUUAUUUCAUGCAAUGUAUCUUCUUUAAAAAUUCCAAAUAUGCUGCAUGCAGUUUUGUGAACUCAAUAGAUGUUAUAUCAAAUACAUCCAUGACAUACCUCAAGCUAAGAAGAGGACAAGCUAGGGAAAAUAUAAAUUUUGUGUCACAAAAAUGCCACUUUGAAGCAACAUUGCAACUUUGAGGAUUGCCUCAAACAAGGACAAGCUAGGGAAAAUAUAAAUUUUGUGUCACAAAAAUGCCACUUUGAAGCAACAUUGCAACUUUGAGGAUUGCCAUAGAAACUAAACCUAAACUUUCUGUACUUUCAUAACUUCCUAAUUUUGUUUGAUGAUUCCUCUCUAUCCUCAAUUUUCAUUACAAUUUUCCAUAAGGUCUCAUUCCAUAUGAGUCAGAAAAUGCCAAUGUAUCUAUUAUUCUUCAACAACUUUAUUGGAAAAUCUGAUGAUUAAACAGUUAAAGAUCAUUUAAAAAAAGAAAUGGGAAAAAUUGUGAACAAUAAAUUUGGAUCCAAGUUGUGUUGUCAGUUCAUCUCAGUCUUUUUUCAAAACAUAAGGUAGGGAUUGUCAGAAAGCCUUGAUACAUACUGGACAUAACUGUUAACAGUUAUGAAAAAACUAGAAAAAUUACAUUCUCUUUAUGAAAUAUAAUUUUCCAAUGAAUACUAUAUCCAUAAUCCAUGUAUUUUUUUUAGAAAUUUACCCGAGAUACAUGCACAUGUACGGUUUUCUUUACAGUGAAGAGAAUAAUUUUAGGAAACGUUGAUUCUCCACACAUGCUUCUCCACACAUUUCUCGUAUUUUUUAAAACAAUCACAUGCAAAGUUGAAUAAAGAAUUAUAAA
Molecule: messenger RNA, 2625 nt
Organism: Lytechinus variegatus (green sea urchin)
Lineage: Eukaryota; Metazoa; Echinodermata; Echinoidea; Temnopleuroida; Toxopneustidae
Product: RWD domain-containing protein 2B-like
Exons: 2
Coding region: 85-1101 (338 amino acids)
Molecular function (GO): protein binding
Source: RefSeq, a predicted model, not a curated record